Thlaspi arvense is the source of this 1341-nucleotide messenger RNA. Lineage: Eukaryota; Viridiplantae; Streptophyta; Magnoliopsida; Brassicales; Brassicaceae. The record is from the annotation of a GenBank genome assembly.
AUGUCAAAGAAGAUGAGGAGAGUGGGUAAGUAUGAGGUUGGUCGAACGAUAGGUGAAGGAACCUUUGCUAAGGUUAAGUUUGCGAGGAACACAGACACUGGAGAAAACGUAGCCAUCAAGAUUAUGGCUAAGAGCACAAUACUUAAGCACAGGAUGGUCGAUCAGAUAAAAAGAGAGAUAUCCAUAAUGAAGAUUGUUCGACACCCUAACAUUGUGAGGCUGUAUGAGGUCUUGGCAAGUCCUUCGAAGAUAUAUAUCGUUUUGGAGUUUGUGACAGGAGGAGAGCUCUUUGAUAGAAUUGUUCAUAACGGGAGAAUUGAAGAAAAUGAAGCUCGCAAAUACUUUCAACAGCUUGUAGAUGCUAUUGCUCAUUGUCACUGCAAAGGUGUUUACCAUCGUGACCUAAAGCCAGAAAAUCUUUUACUCGAUGUUAAUGGAAAUCUGAAGGUUUCGGAUUUCGGUCUGAGUGCAUUGCCACAGCGAGGAGUAGAACUUCUGCGCACGACUUGUGGAACUCCGAACUAUGUAGCUCCUGAGGUACUUAGUGGCCAAGGCUACGACGGUUCAGCAGCAGAUAUUUGGUCUUGUGGGGUGAUUCUUUUUGUUAUAUUGGCUGGGUUUUUACCCUUUUCUGAGACAGAUCUUCCAGCAUUGUACAGAAAAAUAAAUGCAGCAGAGUUUUCUUGUCCACCGUGGUUUUCUGCAGAAGUGAAGUCUUUGAUACAAAGGAUACUUGACCCUAAUCCCAAAACACGUAUUAAAAUUCAAGGAAUUAGGAAAGAUCCUUGGUUCAGGUUAAAUUAUGUGCCUAUCCGAGCAACGAAUGAAGAACAAGUAAAUUUGGAUGAUAUUCGUGCAGUUUUUGAUGGAAUUGAGGGCAGUUAUGUAUCGGAGAAUGUAGAGAGAAAAGAUGAGGGACCUCUAAUGAUGAAUGCAUUUGAGAUGAUUACCUUAUCGCAAGGCUUAAAUCUAUCAGCACUAUUUGACAGACGACAGGAUUUUGUUAAAAGGCAAACCCGUUUUGUGUCUCGGAGGUCGCCUAGUGUGAUCAUUGCUAAUAUUGAGACUGUUGCUGCCUCGAUGGGUUUUAAGUCUGAGACACGCAACUUCAAGACAAGGCUCGAGGGAUUAUCUUCAGACAAGGCCGGGCAAUUCGCCGUUGUGAUAGAGAUUUACGAGGUGGCACCAUCGCUUUUCAUGGUAGAUGUUAGAAAAGCUGCUGGUGAAACUCUUGAAUAUCACAAGUUUUACAAGAAGUUAUGCGCAAAACUGGAAAACAUAAUAUGGAGAGCAACAGAAGGAAUGCCAAAAUCAGAACUUUUCAGAACAAUCACGUUUUGA